UGACAGGGUCCGUUGCCGGGGAAACGCGUCGCGCGAGGGGAAGCACUGGAAAGCAGGGUCGCCCCCUGCGGCUCAUCAUGAACAGCCGAAGUGAGCGGCCGAUUCCUUUGCCUCGGACAGCAGCCAAGGUUGGAAAGCCCAAACCGAAGGACCCUGCAAGCAAUCAUCUACCUCUGUGUUCAGUAUAUCAUGAUAAUUGGCUGCUUAGAGAAGAUGAGCACAACAAUGAACAUUACAUCCUCUAUAAGAACCUGAAUGACUACAAGAAACUGCAAGAAGAAAAUAUAAAAAUAAAGAAUGAAUUGGAAGAUUUAAGAAGCCAAUAUGAACAGCUUAUAGAAGAAGGAAAGAAUAAAUGUUUUGAUGAAAGACGGGUCAGUUUUUUAAAGGCUCAAGCACUACAGCUGGAAAGGCAGGUGGUGCUGCUUACAGAAGGAUUAAAUUCCCGAGCUGUUCUUAUGUUGGAGUUAAACACAUCUUUAGAAGCUCUUAUUGACAAGGUUAGCUCUUUCCUUAGCAUAGAAGGAAGUGCAUCAAAAGUAAUCAUUCCACAUCCAGAACUUCUUCAAAUACUUGAGAUGUGCCAGACAAUGAGGUACAAACUGCAGAGACAUCAGCAGAUUUCUGAUCUGUCAAAACUUGCAUUGCCUUGGACAUCUGGAGGGAAUCUUGUUGCCCAGCCGAUAACCCUUUUGGAUGUUUGUUAUGGCAAAAUAGAAAAUUUAAAUCUUAGAUACGUGAGUGCUCUUGAAGGAAAACUGAGCAAGUUGUGGAGGCACCUGCUUGCCAUGAGGCAAAAUCUGAGUUUCUUGCUUGCCCCGGGACAAGUGUCUUCUGAAACAGCUCAUCAGAUUCUACCAACUGUUGUUUAUGCUCGGCUGAUAAAUCAAGUAGUUCAGUGUCAUCAGGCUGUGGAGGAAUGUUGCAGUGAUUUGCUCACUUUGACACUUCUGGUACCUUCAGCUCCUUGGGAUGUUUUAGAAAAUUCUUUGAGCCAGGAGUUCACUGUGGAGAAUGUGCUUGCAACACUUCCAGCAUUUCCCAAGGGUGCCCCUCAGCAGCGGGCUAAGAGAGCAGUAGAUGCCUUUGUAAAGGCUCAGAAUUAUUCCAGGCAAAUGUCAAUGCAGCAGAUACUUGCUUUGCAAGCUGAACUAAAUUUCCACAGAAAUUUAUAUAAUCUUCAGGUUAAAUAUAUUGAAGCUGUAUUUGAUGGGAUAAAACAAGCAUACCACACAUUUCAAGAUAAUGUUGCUAUGGUUCUUUGUUCCCCACUGCAAGAUAUUUUUUCUUCUUACACAAAACUUAAAACUGGAGCCUCAGAGGAUGCUUUGAGAGACUUUCUCACUGCUUUUAAAAACAAUGCUGAACAAAUCCAAUAUGCUAUUGAAACUUUGACUCCAUCAGCAAGUCAGCAACGUGAAGGUGAUGAAGCCCUGUCAAAAUUUGGAAAAGAGUUCUUUCUAUCUUUAGAACAGUCACUCAAAGCCUGUGGAGAACAACGGGAUAAAGCAGCCAACGAAAUGGGAAUCUUACAGAUGGAACUGGAUCAGGCUUUAGAAAAGCUUCGGAAUUUAAGGGAGCAAAAGAUGAAAAAAUCAGGGACCUUCCAGCAUUUCCCUAAUUAUGAAGAAAUUUCAACCACAAGUUGCUUGAAUGUUGUUUCCCAAAAGUCUGAACCUCAUUUCCCAUCUAAUUUUCCUCCAACCAGACUUAACCCUUUGCUAAAACAAGCUUCUGUUGCAGAGAAAGAACCUACCAGUUUGCUCCCCAAGCAGAGACUGGGCAAUUCUGAUGAUACAGUUAUUCAGCAGAAGGGAAAGACCCUUCAUAGGAGCAAGAGUAUGAAGGCCACUGAAAGGGCAGCAUGGCAAGAUUAGUUCGCUUUGCAUUUGUUACGGUUUGUAUAGAGAAACCCUGUGGUACAAAAAUGAUUGAGUGGGAGUCAAUGUUGCCUUUCCAGCAUCUUCUCAGUGCCACUUCAAUGGUUAUGUAAAACUGUUUGGGAAAUGGGAAACAUUUGAUACGUUAAAGCAAUUCUCACAUUAACGUCAAAAGGCAUAGCAGUGUCCCCAAACAUCAUAUAUCUCUGAAGAUAUGUAAAAGCAAUAAGUUAAGUCUGUGAAAUCUGAUUGACCCAGACAGCUUCCUUGAAACUUGCCAGAGCCAAAGUUACGUUCCAUACAUAUUUAUUUAUAAUAUAUAAUGUGUUUGUGUAUGUAUGAAUAUGAGAGAAAUACACACAUACACAUAAACUUACACACACACUUCCAUUCAUCCACUCACACUCAUCCACACAGACACACUUUUCAUAUAUAAUUCCAUCUCUCAAUUUUUCAAGAACUUUCAGAAGUGUAUUUUAAGUAACAGUUACUGAAUUACUCAGUAUUAAUAUUUGUUAGAUAUAAUGUAUGUAUAUGUAGGAAGAUACCAACCAUGUAGUCACUUGGAAGGGAAAUAAAUACCCACAAUAAAAGGCUUUUUGCUGUUCAGUCUAAAAGUCCUGUCCCACGCUUCAUUCUUUUACUCACAUUCUUAUUAAAUGAAGUAGAUGGAAGAUUUUGUUAAGUGACAUUUAGAAGCUGAGUAGUCUGGCCAUUUUGUUUUUUGGUGUCAGUAGAAGAACUAUUUUAUAGAAAGAUGAAUUUAACUGCUUUCUUGAAUGCUGAACCAAGAUCAUAGGAAAUAGCUAUGCACAUGGACAAAUAAGUGCUUUAGAUAGUAAUAUUUUCAACCAGAUCCAUUGCUGUUCUGUAGAAAGCAUGUUCCUUUACUAUUGCCUUUUUAUGAAAUUAAAUUUUUGCAUUGUAAUAUUUAUAAAUCCAAACAUAUUUCUUCAUAUGGUUCUAGUGUGUCAGAGGAAUGUAGUCGCUCUCUUUGGCAUAUUCUCUAUUGAAUUCAUGCUUGAAAGCUAGAUUAAUCAAGUUGCUUGAAGUGAGCUCCAAGUAAAAUCUUCAAAAUAUUUUACCAAUUUUAACUAAUAUAUAGAGAAUGUUUUAUAAAAAUAAUCAAAACAUUAUAACUUUGAAAGAUUAGGAAUAACUAUCAGAAAUUAUUUUGUGAUUUUAUUUUGGUAGUGAGAAAUGAAUGGUAGUGAUUUUGUAGUAGUUUUGUAAUGAUAAAUAAAUGAAGAUAUUUCUUCAUUUAUUGUACACCAACCUGAGCUAAUAUGAUUGGAGAUGUGCACAUAGCUUGCACAUAAAUAAAAUGCAUUAAAUGGAUUUAUUUUUUAUUGUAUUUACUGAAAUGUU
Molecule: messenger RNA, 3248 nt
Organism: Ahaetulla prasina
Lineage: Eukaryota; Metazoa; Chordata; Lepidosauria; Squamata; Colubridae
Exons: 12
Coding region: 78-1877 (599 amino acids)
Source: RefSeq, a predicted model, not a curated record